AUGCUUACAACGACCGAUUUGGAGUCCUUCCCAAGAAGUUGCAACCGUACUAUUUCGAAAUUAUCGCCUUCAAUGAGGUCACCUACCUACGCAACUGUACAGCUUAUUCUGCAGCAGAAAACCUUACAACUGAAUAAGCUAGUGCUCUGCCGACGAUUAGCCGCCGAAGUCUACCAAAACCAGACGUCGAUCCCCCGAAGUCACAUCGUCUCCGAUCCAAAUUAUGGUGACAGCUCGAAAAACAUGGUCACCCUCUGUCCUACAAAGAAGACCUCAGUUCCAACUAUCAUGUUCAUCAUUAUUGGUACAUGCGCUGGAGCAGUGCUGAUCCUCAUUAUCGCGACCGUUCUCUUCCGUCAAAAAUAUAUGUGGCUGGAGAAGCUCAAUCGAUUCCGAUCGCACCACUAUGGCGACCAGGAAAUGGAGGACGAUGAAAUGAUCGACUACUGGGAGCUUUCGCCGGAACAGGUCGUCAUCAAGAACGAGCAGUUAGGUCACGGAGCCUAUGGUCAAGUCUACAAAGGAAAGCUUAUUGGUCCGUCACCGGGAAUACUACGGCAUCACAAGAAUGAGAUAGCCCAGUUUUCUGACUGUGAUUGUGCAGUGAAAAUGCUACCCAAGUACGCGUCCGACAGCGCCAGAUCGGAAUUCAUGCACGAGAUCGAGCUGAUGAAAAAUCUUGGAUUUCACGACAACAUCGUCAGCAUGCUGGGCUGCAUCACCUCAGUAAAUAAGUCCUGCCUUGUGAUGGAAUACUGUGCCAACCGGGAUUUGCUUCGAUUUCUGAAGCAACGAAAAACGGAACUGGAGAUUAGUAAAUCAAUCGAUGAGCAGAUCGAAUGUACUAAGGAGUUCCUGAACUUCGGAUGGCAAAUCGCUCAGGGAAUGUGUUACUUGGGACAGAAGAAUAUCAUUCAUCGAGAUCUAGCCGCAAGGAAUAUUCUCAUCGCUGGAACGGAUGGAGUGAAAAAUGCAAAGAUCAGUGAUUUUGGACUUUCGCUGACCACGGACGGUGAGUCGCCGUUGUCAGCCAGCGGUCGCCUGCCGAUAAAGUGGUUAGCGAUAGAAUGCCUACAGCGAGAGUUGUUCUCAGUGAAGAGUGACGUAUGGUCAUACGGUAUUGUUCUUUUCGAGAUGUAUUCAAUGGGUGAGCGUCCGUUUGAGGAUAUCGAGCCGUUGAACCUUAUUCCUCAUUUGGAAGCUGGCAAUCGGCCAAAAAGACCACUACUUGCUACGGACAAAAUAGCUGAAGUUAUGACGAGAUGUUGGGACAAAGUACCUGCUAAACGACCAUCUUUCGAAGAGAUCUCAUACAUAUUUACUGGAUUACUCGAAGAGAUCGAGGUGCUCUUACAAAGCAAAUCGUACGCUACCACCCGUCGAAUUGCUGCAGACAUCUCACACAAACCAAAGGAAGUAGCUCUGCAGAGUCGAGAAAUGUUUGGUCUACGUAAACCAUACACCGCCACUGUAUCUGUGCAAAUCUAUAGCCACUAUAAGAGGCGAGCUAAUCCGAGGUGGGUCAUGCUCGUUUGGAGUACGAAGUGCGAGUACGAAUCCUACACCACUGCAGACCUUCAAAAGACAGUACGCUUGCACACUACUGUUUGCAGUGCCGUAGAGACGUCUACCGAAGGAUAUGGAUAUUUGGCACUGAUCAAGACUGCCGAAACCUACAUGGCAACUGCAGAGCUAUCUAGUCACCAUGAGCGAGAGAACGACGUGGUGGUUUCUGAAGCUUACAAUCAGUGUGCUAUAGCCCAAAUCGGUACUACUACCACUGCAGGGGCAGAAGUAGAAGUGGAAGACGCUCUUCUGCAGGACGUGCUGUCGAAUGCAGACUGCCACCUAGCAAAGCCUAAUACGGUUCUUGACGUUUCUCGAAUUCUCAUCUUCAGCAAUACUGGCACCGAACUUUCGAAAAAAUUCGCUGCUAGUCCUCAAUGGAUGAAAAGUCCAAGAACUUUAAGAACGGAACAACUUAUUACCAGCCAAGGGAAAGAAGUUGGAGGUGGUACGUGUAAAAUGAAGGGGAGAGCGACAUUGGUUCUCCGGUUGAUGUGUCCCAGAGUUUGGAGACCUUUGGAGGAAAAAAGUGUUGUUCCGAGACUCAGAAAACGAGCUAUCACGUACACAACACCGAUGUCGUCACUGGAUUCUUCUGAUGAGUUUCCUCACUUGGCCGACAAUGAGCUAUCUAAAGACGAAAACACAAAACUUACUAUAUUGUGCGAAGGUAUCAUGUCGGCUGAUAUCGCUUUCUGA
This is a messenger RNA of Haemonchus placei, 2265 nucleotides long. NCBI's taxonomy places the organism in Eukaryota, Metazoa, Nematoda, Chromadorea, Rhabditida, Trichostrongylidae. The record is from the annotation of a GenBank genome assembly.